CCUUCUUUGAAAUAAUUUGGGACUCGCGUUUGGACGAGAGCGAAAUGGCUAAGUUUGCGAUGUUGCUGUUGCCGGCUGUGGCAGCGCUCACGGCAUUGGCGACAAAUCCAGGGGCGGAGAACGAGGCAGUGACCGUGGAAGCGUGGGGACGAGGCGGAGCGCUCCUCUACACUCUGACCGCUGGAACCACCACGCUUCGCAUCACUGACUGGGGAGCUACGAUCACCUCUCUCACAAUGCUCGAUCCAAGAACAGGAAAGGAUGUGGACAUCGUCCUGGGGCUUGACUCGCUAGAACCUUACAUGGAUGGAACGUCACCUUACUUUGGUGCCAUUGUCGGCCGGGUUGCUAACCGGAUCAAAGACGCCAGGUUCACUCUCAAUGGCACCACGUACUUCUUGAUGGGCAACGAUCAUAACAACACCUUACAUGGAGGAUUUAUCGGCUAUAACAACAUACUCUGGCGGUCUCGAGUAGCAUCAAAGGAUCCUUCUUCACCGUCUGUCGAGUUUCUCCUGUACAGCUACAACACCGAGCAAGGAUUUCCUGGCGACAUAGACGUGACUGUAACUUAUACCUUGUCUGGCGAAAACGAGCUGAGAGUGGAGCUAAUCGCCUCGACCCGGAACAAGAUGACACCGGUGAACUUGGCUCAUCACAGCUACUGGAACCUCGCCGGUCAUAACAGCGGGAGCAUCCUUAACCACACGGUAAAGAUCUUGGCUUCUCACUACACCCCUGUGGAUGCUCUGCUUAUUCCCACCGGAGAGAUUGCUCCAGUGGCGGAAACGCCGUUCGACUUCCUCGAGCCGAUGAGCAUCGGCAGCCGCAUUGAGUCCGUCCCUGGAGGAUACGACCAUAACUUCGCCUUGGAUAAAACCGUUCGAGACGACGAAGGACUUUACCACGCCGUGACCCUGGAAGAUCCCGUCAGCACGAGAAAGAUGGAAAUCUGGACGAACCAGCCAGGAGUCCAGUUCUACUCCGGUAACCAGAUAGUGAGGAUCGAAGGCAAAGGCGGGGCUGUCUAUUCCAAGCAUGCCGGCUUGUGUCUGGAGACUCAAGGCUUCCCUAACGCUGUCAACCAGCCAAACUUUCCGAGCGUGAUCCUCAACUCGGGAGAUGUCUAUAACCAUGUCAUGGUCCAUAAGUUCAGCAGCUCCUUGUGAGAUGUCUCUGCCCUCUUAAGAAAUUCAUGAAUCCACCUCUUCUUGUUGUC
Selaginella moellendorffii is the source of this 1219-nucleotide messenger RNA. Its product is annotated as aldose 1-epimerase. The record is from RefSeq and is a predicted model, not a curated record. The transcript has 5 exons. Gene Ontology annotation, biological process: glucose metabolic process; beta-D-galactose catabolic process via UDP-galactose, Leloir pathway. Gene Ontology annotation, molecular function: aldose 1-epimerase activity; carbohydrate binding. Lineage: Eukaryota; Viridiplantae; Streptophyta; Lycopodiopsida; Selaginellales; Selaginellaceae. The coding region runs from base 45 to 1169 and encodes 374 amino acids.